Messenger RNA from Syzygium oleosum, 1287 nucleotides. RefSeq lists its product as uncharacterized. NCBI's taxonomy places the organism in Eukaryota, Viridiplantae, Streptophyta, Magnoliopsida, Myrtales, Myrtaceae. The transcript has a single exon. The coding region runs from base 71 to 1150 and encodes 359 amino acids. The record is from RefSeq and is a predicted model, not a curated record.
UCAAAGUCUCCCCCCGUACAUCACUGAGAGGAGUUGAAAGCUUUUGAGUCCAAGACAAAGAUGAUGCACAAUGGAAGGAGCUGAAAUGGAUGAGGAGCGUUCCUUUCGGAGGCAAGAAUUGGAGUCCUUCGACACGCUCAAAGCAGCUCUCAAGCUCUACCUCCACAAUUCCAACUUCAUCGUCUUCACUCUCUUCACUUCCAUCCCACUGUGUACUCUUUUGGUUUACUCUGAAAUAAUCCUCCACAAGACUUUGUACGAGGUUUCAGAGUUCCUCUCCGGAACUCCCGAUUACUCGUAUUACCACGAUGGCCCUCGUCCAGAUAGUUACGCUGCAAGAUUGACCCGAGAGACACUUCCCAAGAUCAUCCAAGUUUUUCUGCUUUACUUGGUGCCUUACCAUCUCCUAGACCUCUUCAGCUUAGUCUUGACGGUCGAUUCGGCAGCGGAUCUGAUCGGUGCAGAGGAAAAGCCGGCCAGUCUCAAGCACGUCGCCCUGAAAGCUCUCAAGAAAGCCCGGUUCAGAGGCCCCUUCAUCACGUCCCUGUACGUUCACUUGUUCUCCAUCUGUACUUUCGUUGGGCUGAUGUGGGUAGUCGCAAAUUACCAAAUUCUAUUGAGGGUUGGGUUUUCGUCUCUCUACAUGAGUUUUUUCAGUUUUCCAAGAGGGUACUUAAAAGAAUUAGUCUUGUUGGGUUUAGUCCAUGGAGUGGCUUUCAUGGCCCUGCUCAUGAAGUACAUGGACUGGAGUGCUGAGUGGAACAUGGGUUUGGUCGUUUCUAUCUUGGAGGACUCAUAUGGGAGUGAGGCAAUGGAGGUCUCUGCUUAUUUGAGCAAAGGGAACAAUAAGAAGGGUGCUUUUCUGAUGUUGGUGUUCUUCUUGUGGGGACUUUGUCUGAGGUUGCCUUGUCUCUAUGGCAAGUGUAGCGAGAGAAAUGGUGGGGUUUUGGUCAUUAGUGUGGUGAUGUGUCUGGUUUGUGUGGGGAAUGUGUUGAAGUGGGUGACUAGCUUGUUGUACUUCAAGGAGUGCAAGAAGAGGGUUAUGGAGAAGAAAUUUGAUGAGGAAGAAGGGGAGAGUGUUGUUCAAGCAAUGGUGCAAGAGAAGACGAGAGUCGUGCAACCAGAAGCCGAAGCUGUUGGCAGCGCCUGACAACCAUACAACGUGGCCUCUCCAUUUGCAAGAUCUGCAAUUCUGUACUACUAUUUAUCCUUUUCAUGUAAGCACAGAACCAGUAGAUUCUAUGUAGCAAAAUUUUAAAGUAUAAGAUCAAAUGGAAUCCGGUGAAA